Molecule: messenger RNA, 492 nt
Organism: Phycomyces blakesleeanus NRRL 1555(-)
Lineage: Eukaryota; Fungi; Mucoromycota; Mucoromycetes; Mucorales; Phycomycetaceae
Exons: 4
Coding region: 1-492 (163 amino acids)
Biological process (GO): double-strand break repair via homologous recombination
Cellular component (GO): Shu complex
Molecular function (GO): zinc ion binding
Source: RefSeq, a predicted model, not a curated record
AUGAAUCAGCCAACUGUGUCUAUACUUCUGGAUCAGAUUGUAAAUGACAUUAAGCUAACCAAUCAAUUGUCAAAAGACAAUAUGCGAGCUCUUUACCACAUGGCAGGGAGCCUCUUGAUUGAGGCUCUUUAUUUGAUAGACCAUAAAGCUGUGACGCAGUACACUAGCGAAUCUGGGCGUUCAUUUUACAAGGUCACUGAUAUGCCGAUUAUAUCUCAUGAGAGAGAUAAAGAUAAAGAGAUGUCAGAUGAAGAUAGAGAUAGAGAGCAGCAAUUAUCAGAUGAAGACACGAGCGCUUAUACUUGCUUUAUAAAUCCACGGUAUUGCAACUGCCAAGCUUUUUUAAGAGAUGUUAUCUGUUGUGGUAAGAUGAUAAUGUGUCGGCAUGUAUUGGCUUCUCUUUUGUCAGAUUGUAUGGGUGUAUCGGAAAUUCAGGAAAUGGAAGAUAUGGAACUUGCCAAGUGUCUUUACAUGUCUAAAAACCUCGAGUAG